AAUACGGAUAUAUCAUGCUUUUCCUUUGUAUCAACGGAAAGAAUAAGUGUAUGUAGUAAAAAUCUGAUAUAACGUAACGGGGGGAUAUAUAAAGUUGUAUCCGCGGUCGUUCAACGGUUCUCCAAACGCAUGCGUAUUGGGUGAAGUUUACGCGGAACACCCGGAUGUGCUGCGCUGCGAGCACGGCACGGUAAAAGGAAGAGGCAUGACGCCAUGUUUUGAUGUCGUCAUCCCCCCCAAACCGCUGUUUCUCGAGCAGCACAAUAGUCUGUCAGUGUUUUUCUGUUGCGCGCCUCGUGUCCCGUGUUCCUGGUGGCUGUUCUCGCCGUGCCCCCAUCGUCGCGUCGAACGUGGUGACGCUUGCCCUUGGCCUCUGUAAAUUCGCGGUCGCUGACGGGUGGCCCGAGGUGUCUUUUCAUGUCCGGGGAAGUAACCGUGGAGCGGGGAGGUCCGCGAGCGUCGUCUACGUGGUGGUAGUGUCCUAGUGCGGGGAGGACGAGCAAUCCUGAUCCUCCACCGAGCACCGUCUGGUUACGUCACGCGAUCCUGAGUUCAACUGGGUUUGCGUGGGACAAGUUGUGCCCGAAAAGUGGACGGCGACGACGACGGGGACGAGGACGACGGCCCUGCUAAAAUGGAGCUGCGCCUGCACUCGCCAGCCGGAGCAGAACCGAUCGUCUAUCAAUGGCCCCUUACCUCCGGAUCCGGAUCUGAUCGUCACGAUGGUGCGCUCGAUGUUGUCGAAACAAUGCGUUGGGUUUGCGAAGAUUUGCCAGAUUUGAAGCUGCCGUUGGAAAACAAUAUCCUGUGCGAUUAUGAUACAAGGAAUUACGAGAGCAUGAAAAAUUUAUGCGACAGAUUUAAUAGAGCGAUUGAUAGCUUGGUCCAAUUGGAAAAAGGCACUAGUUUACCGUCACAAAGGUUGAAUAAGCGACCCAGUCGCGGGUUGUUGAGACACAUUCUGCAGCAAACGUACAACCAGGCGGUGGUAGAACCAGAUAAAUUGAAUCAAUACGAACCGUUUUCACCAGAAGUUUACGGGGAAACGAGUUACGAGUUAGUGUGUCAAAUGAUAGAUCAGAUCGACGUAACGGAGGACGAUGUGUUCGUCGAUCUGGGAUCCGGAGUUGGGCAAGUGGUUCUUCAGAUGGCCGCUGCGACUUUGUGUAAAAUUUGUAUCGGUGUCGAGAGAGCUGAUGUACCAUCGAGAUAUGCACAGAGCAUGGAAGUAAACUUUCGUAAAUGGUUGAAUUGGUAUGGAAAGAGAUGCGGCGAUUAUCGUUUGGUAAAAGGCGAUUUUUUAGCCGAUGAACAUCGUGAGAGUAUUACCGGAGCUACGAUAGUGUUUGUCAAUAAUUUCGCAUUUGGACCGACGGUGGAUCAUCAGUUGAAAGAACGUUUUGCGGACCUGCGUGACGGUGCACGUAUCGUAUCGUCGAAAUCCUUUUGUCCCCUUAAUUUUCGCAUAACGGAUAGAAAUCUUAGCGAUAUCGGCACUAUAAUGCACGUUUCGGAGAUGUCACCGUUAAAGGGGUCCGUCUCUUGGACUGGUAAACCGGUGUCUUAUUAUUUACACGUGAUUGAUCGUACGAAGUUAGAACGCUAUUUCCACCGCUUGAAGAAUAAUAAACAAGGCGGCGACGAAAACUCUGAUUCUGUGAUAAAUAACACUGCCAGCAGUAGUAAUAAGGUAACCAGUAGAGCCGAGAGAGGCGACAGAGCUAAACGAGAUCUGUCGAGACAGUUGGACAGCCCGAAUCAUUCCGAGCAGCAAGGAACGAACAGCGAUUCGGACAUGGAUGAGAAUAAUAUGAAGAAUCGUCGACAGCCGAAUAAGAUCCGCAGGAAGUUAAAUAGAAAAUCUAACGGCAUACCGAGACCUCCGGCGAGGGGCAGGCAGAGAGGAAGAGGCGUGAAGAAAUCGAGGCCCAAAAAAGCAAUCAAUAUUUCCGGGUUGGACUUGUUGCAUAGCCAAACGUUGCUCAGCACGUCGCCGCAGGCCUUGGGAAAGAAACCACCGCCCGCACCUGGGUGCGUGGAUCAGCAGCUGUCCUCUCUGUCCCUUUCAUUACAAUCACAUUCCACCUCGGUGCACGAAGAACUGAGCAUACCACCUGCCCCGGCCGCCACUCCUUAUGCGUUGCAAAUACUUUUGGACUUGUACAGGGACCAAUUCAUGCUUAUGCUAGAAUCAAUGAGAACUCCUUCGUACAGAGUGUCAGUGAACACGGACAUCGCGAAAGAAAGGGAAAGAAAUUCGAAAUUGCAAUCGAGAGCGGCGCAACUAGAGAAACAGAUAAAAGUAUUGAUCGACGAUAGCGUGGCGCUUCUGAAAGCGAGGAUGACCGAGUUGGGCAUAAACGCGACGUCACCUGGAGACCUACUCGCAAAGGCAAAGGAAAUAGUGCUCAGGCAUAAACAGUUGCAAGCGAAAGCAAGUAAACUGCAAGCUCAGGUCGCAUCCAUGGAGAACGAACAGUCGAGAUUGACUGCGCUCAGACAUCAGGAGUUACAGGAGAAAUAUAGUAGUCUGACGAACGCGAACGGCAUAUCGAAUCCACCGCAACCGCUUACGCAAGAUUACAUUCUGAAGGAAAUUUCCGCGACGUUGUCGCAGCGGAAAAGACUACACUGUCAGGUGUCCAAGCUGGAGCAUGAGCUCAGUGUAUUGGAAAGGGCUAGCAGUGAGAAACAAGUAGUCAUGGCUCAGCAGCAGCGAGAGGUGGUGGGAUCCAAACUUUCGCAGAAUCAACAUCACUAUCAUCAUCAUCAACAGCUGCAGCAAAAUGGUAAGAACAGUUCGUCGCGGAAGAACAGGGAAGGACGGUCCAGGUCUCAAGACUGGCCCGAGGUACCCGACAUCGGAAAAAUACAAGAGAACAAUCCGGAAAUACUAGCCCAGAAGAUUCUCGAGACCGGCAGACAAAUCGAAGCUGGCCGAAUACUGAACAGACAGAUUCCUAACAUUAGUAACAAUUGUAGAACCAGACUGCCACAAGCAUCUCUCAGCUUUUCUACUACUUCGUCAUCCAUCUUGUCCUCGCAAUCGCAAAUGAACAAUAAAGAUACAAUAAGUAGAACUCAGGAACCUCCUAGAGUUGCGAACUUCGAAGAUAGAUUAAAAAGUAUUAUUACCAGCGUUUUGAACGAAGAUCAGCAAAAUAGGACUAAGCAACAACAGCAACAACAGCAGAUGCAGCUACAGGUGCAAUUACAAAAUCAGACUGAUGCAGAUAGAAAACGCCUUGCAAUACCACAGAACGUUUCUACUCCCGAUUACACACAGGUUUCACCGGCGAAGCUAGCACUUCGGCGUCAUCUCUCACAAGAACGGCUUACCUCUCAUCUAACGCCGUCCGACAGGCCACCGAUCGAAACGAGGCAACCUAAUCACGAUAAUCGCAUUGUGUCAGGAGGAAACGGACUGCUCGGUACCAGGACCAUCGGCGACUUGGUCAGCGGAGAAAUAGAAAGGACGCUAGAGAUCUCCAAUCAGUCUAUAAUAAAUGCUGCUGUAGACAUGAGUGCGAUGAUAAAACCGGAGACCGUGUAUUCCCCUAUCAGCAGACCAGCCAGUGCAGAUGGUGAUGCAGGUUUAUCAACGCUCGCGCACGUGGCAAGUUACGCUCCAACGUCUCACGCGGUCUCAACGGGUACUCCAACGACUACCUCGAGAUCGUCCGUGUUGUACACCCCAGGAACGCAACCACAAAGAUAUACACCGGUUCAGUUACCUCGGGCCGAUAUCAAACCGUAUCACGAGUCAUAUUUCUCUGACAAUCCUCAGUCGUUGCAGACUCAUCCCACACCAUUACAUUCAUCACAGACAGCGUCGAACGGUGAACUCUUACCUGUAGAAGGAUUGGCCGCGUCUUUACACGCUCGUAUAUUAAAUCACAAUACAAAAACGGAACCGAUGCUUUCUACGGGUAGAAGAUUUCAACCGUAUCCUCGAUAUGCGACCAGUAGUAGCAGUAAUGGGAAUGCCACGACGAAUGGUAUGAUGUCGGCGGUCUGUCAAUCGCAGCCUUCGGUGUCAGUAAAAACUGAGUCGUCGGUGAGCACGAGCGGAGCACCGUUGAGUCCUCUCGUGGAACCGCACUCGAACACCUCUACGCCGUUAGUGGACGAGCCUCAAAUGACAACGCAGAGACAACGAAACGGUAUCGGCGAUGACGACGGAGAGGCGGAUUGGCAGGACCGUAUCAGUUCUGGCUUCGAUAGAUUGGUCGCGUUCGCGUCCACGGAGCUGGAUAAGCGAAGAAGAUCGACAGAGGGAGUGAACACGAGCCCCGACAGCGGUUUGGGAUCGGAUAGCGCUGUGACGGGGCCGCCGCCGGUGAUCCCGUCGCCGGAUGAAGCUCUGGGACCUCCGCGUACACCUUCACCCACCAGCCCUCGUCCACCGAAUCCAUCCAACAGUAGCAGUACGAACAGCAACGGUAGUAACAGUAGUACCUCAUCCACGGUGCCUCUCAAGUAUCAACGUCAACCGGACCCGGAACGGCAUCACUUUAAGAAGAAGUUUUUUCACCGAGAUUGGAACAACUCCGGGAGUACCAGCAAGUUUCGUCCUAAAGGCAAGGAUUGGGAUUGGAAUCAUUCGGGACAGUGGCCUUCGAAUGACGAACAAUCUUAAUCGAUUUUUUAUACUUACCUUUGAAAACGAGUACGUAUUGAGAAGCUUCCCGAUUUAUCGUUUCUCCUCACGGCCGUCGGAGCAAUAUCUAUUUAAUCGGAGUUGAGUAGGUUGGUGGAUGCAUCAUAUAUUCUUUUUUUUCCUCUGUUAUUCACGUUGAAACUAAUUAUUAAUUGUUUCCAUAUUAAUAUUGUUACGUGUACAUUGUCUCUUUUUCGUUCUUUUUUUUUUUAUUAUUAAUGUUCGAGCUGAUCGUUUUCCGGUUUUACUAUCUCGAUAGUAUUUAUUUAUUUAAUACAAAGGUGAACAAAUGUAUUGCGAAAUUGUAGUUACAUUUAAUAAUUACCCGUAUAUACACACAUUUGUAUUGAGAAAAAAUGCUAUUACACAGUGAUAGACAUUUUAAUAUUAUCAGCUACUAAACCUUUUGGUAAACGAAGACAAAAAUCAUUUGAAGAAUAAUCAUGUCGUCUUGAUCUAUUACUUGCGGCGAGAAUGUGUUCGCUUUCGUAAACAUGUGUUGAUACCAUUGAGAUUAUAUUCCUUCCUGGAGGGAAAGAAAUGGGAUGAGUGAACGGUUUAGUAUAAAUCGGAGCGUCUACGAUGCAUGGAGAGAUACGCUGUAUGGAAAAUUCUAGACGCGUAGCGAACGUAAUUAGUCGAAGAAAUAGGAAAGAAAAUAAGCUACCAAAACCUACGUGUGUUCGUAGCAAAUAUUCGCUGCAAAUUUUAUAUGCGGCCAUGUGUCCUUCGAUCGUUUACGGGGGAUACGCUAUCAAAGUGUUCACUGUCGCUCAUAACGUUUAUGGCGACGGACAGCGAAGACAGACACUUCACUGACCCGAAGGUAAAUUCUCUUUUUUUCUUCUUUAUUUGGCACCAUUUUAUCUAGUAAUUUGGAAGAUGUGCGGAACGAUAUAUGUAUAUGAUCCAAAGAAAACGAUUCCUCUCCAGGAGAAUCGAAAAUAAAUCAUUUCCCAGCAGAUUCUCUAGACGAGAUUCAAAAACUAUCGCUGGUAGACGAGUGAAAUUCAAUUUGUAAAUAAAAUUCGACGCAUUGUUUCAAAAACAAUGCGCGCCCUCGUUGUAUAAAGGAUUUUUUAGUCAUUGUGUCGUACAUAAUAUAGUUCGGAACGUUUGUAAAGAGAGAGAGUGAUAGAGAGAAAGAGAAACAAGCCCAAGUUACUGUCACGGACUAGGAAUGUAAGGGAACGAAGGAUGCAUUGACAAAGAAAUCAAUCGCUCGACGUAUAUGAACUGUAAUUAGUUAACGAAUUAUUUAAUAAUUCCCUUAUACUACAUAAAUACGUUAUAAUUAAAUAACGAUGUAGAGACACCUGCCAAGUUUAGCUGUUAUAUACACUGCCGAAUCUUCUAUUAAUUUUAUUACGAUCAUAAUUAUUAUUUAUUGUUUUUAUUGAAAUAUUUUAAUACUAAGGUUUUUGUAACAAGCACACAUAUUCUCUAUUUCAUUCCUACCUUCCAUUCGCCGGUUUGACAAAAAUGAUCAGGUCAUGGAACAGCGAAGAAAAAUACCGUAUGUUGUGCAGCGUUUAUCACUUUUAUUAUUUCUCGAUCCCAACGGCGCCGCGAUUAAACAUUACAAGCAUAGGUCGAUAGUAGACACAUUUUAAAGUGUGUAUCAACGUAAAGUAAAUUUAUUACACUGUUGCCUGAUUAUGUUAAUCGUCGCCUAUGCAAUAAUACACUUUUGUUGUAAAUGAACGGACACCCCCCCGGUACGUUUGUUGUUAGGAUAACUCAUUGAUUUGCUGCGUGAGCGAGCAAUGGUUAUUGAAGUAUAUAAUAUACACGGAAAUAGGAUAAACAGUAAUACGACUUUAUAGAACCAAGGAGGCAGAUGUAAACAGUAUCUGUAGAUAUAAUGCAACAAAGUACAAAGUUCUUACCUGAACAGAUUAUAUUUCAUACAGUAUCUGUUUUGUACAUCGAGCAAACAAUGCAUUGAAAUAUACCACAUUUUUAUCUUAA
This is a messenger RNA of Ceratina calcarata, 6631 nucleotides long. It is a transcript of the gene gpp, whose product is annotated as DOT1 like histone lysine methyltransferase grappa. Gene Ontology annotation, biological process: DNA damage checkpoint signaling; regulation of transcription regulatory region DNA binding; DNA repair. Bases 635 to 4639 code for a protein of 1334 amino acids. Gene Ontology annotation, cellular component: nucleus. The transcript has 11 exons. Gene Ontology annotation, molecular function: histone H3K79 methyltransferase activity. NCBI's taxonomy places the organism in Eukaryota, Metazoa, Arthropoda, Insecta, Hymenoptera, Apidae. The record is from RefSeq and is a predicted model, not a curated record.